AAGCCAACUGGUGAUGCAGCGUUGAUUAUUAUGCUAUUCGGGUAGAUUCAGACCGCACUGCACUAACUGUAGUACAUAUAGCACCUAUAUACAGUGUGUGCCCUGUGUGACGUCACUGCGGUUUGUCGACUAUAUAAACACGCGAGUAGGCGUAUGAGAGUAAGAAAGUGUUUGUGCUGCUGGUUUAGUGAAGACAACGGACAAUGGUGCAACUUACUAAAACUGGAAUGAGGGACACACUGAAAGCUGGACAUCCUCCUGCAGUGAAAGCAGGAGGGAAAAGAGUAGUGAAGAAAAGUGGUGAAGAUAAUACAAAUGUGGAUAAAGAGGCCAGGAAACUUGAUAAACCCAGGUCCCUGCCUACUGUUUCCAGAAUGCAACACCUGAGUCUUCUCCUGGCUGGUCCACUUGAGAAGUUGGGCCACGACUUCCCUGAAACUCCAGUUUCUGUGCGACACAGCAAAGUCAGACCCGGUGUGGAGAAACCACACAUGCCACGCACCUUCUGCAUUCAACAACCACGCAAGAUGUAAACGAAAUGCAUUCUGCUGCUGUGUUUUUAUGAAAUGUUGUUCAAAAGACCAGGAAGUGAGUUUGUUUGUGAAUGACAUGCAUCAAGGACCAGACUGACAUACUAGUAGCCUUGGAACAAAUUUCAUGUUUUGCAAUUCUUUCUUUUUUUUUUUUUUUUUCUCCUUACUUUGCAGCUUUUGGGUCUUUCUUACUGCAUAGAUUUUGUGCUUGCGCUGUGUGUGGACCAAUAACCCAGUGUGAAUUAAAGCUGUGCUGUAGGAUAAUAUUUAGAUAACUGCCUUAAUGACAUUUCAUGUGCAAGAGUUUGGAAGUGUGGCAUUAAAUUGUUGCAUUAAUUUGCAUGAAAUAUAUAUUACAUUUUUGAUAAAACCAAGCACACUGUUUUUCCUGCUUUCACAAAAUUAGACAUUUCUAGUAUCAGUAAAGUUCACUUUUCCAGCAAAUGAA
Myxocyprinus asiaticus (Chinese sucker) is the source of this 981-nucleotide messenger RNA. RefSeq names its product death-associated protein-like 1. Gene Ontology annotation, biological process: cellular response to amino acid starvation; negative regulation of autophagy; apoptotic signaling pathway. Gene Ontology annotation, molecular function: death domain binding. The transcript is spliced from 4 exons. NCBI's taxonomy places the organism in Eukaryota, Metazoa, Chordata, Actinopteri, Cypriniformes, Catostomidae. The coding region runs from base 204 to 533 and encodes 109 amino acids. The record is from RefSeq and is a predicted model, not a curated record.